AUGGGUAACGAUCGGAGAUGCUCGGUCUCCGUUCUCUAUUCUCCAUUCACCAGUGCCCCACCGCCGAUGAAGCCACAGAGACACACUACAGGCGACGCCAUCCCAGAUCCAACACUCGACCACUCUCUGCUCCUCAUCCAGCAAGACCCACUGGCUAGCUCAUCCAGUGCCCAUAACCGCCUACUUCCUCCUCUUCACCCACUGCCACAAUCUCAUAAUUUUGCCCUUUUCCCAAACCAUAUCCACCAACGCCACACCCAAAAGGGUCCUUUCUCCACCAACCGCACCCACCACAUGUUCGAUGAAGUUUAUCACUGA
Molecule: messenger RNA, 318 nt
Organism: Ilex paraguariensis (yerba mate)
Lineage: Eukaryota; Viridiplantae; Streptophyta; Magnoliopsida; Aquifoliales; Aquifoliaceae
Source: the annotation of a GenBank genome assembly